Molecule: messenger RNA, 2580 nt
Organism: Triplophysa rosa
Lineage: Eukaryota; Metazoa; Chordata; Actinopteri; Cypriniformes; Nemacheilidae
Gene: snapc2
Product: small nuclear RNA activating complex, polypeptide 2
Exons: 4
Coding region: 573-1955 (460 amino acids)
Biological process (GO): snRNA transcription
Cellular component (GO): nuclear body
Molecular function (GO): RNA polymerase II general transcription initiation factor activity
Source: RefSeq, a predicted model, not a curated record
AUAUUGGUCUAUAAAAGGACCCAAUGUAUCCAAUUUCAUUUUUGGUUAAACGGACAACGCUUUCGUCGUUUUUGAGCCUUUCUGUGACUCGUAGAGAAAUACGGAUAGCGGUAAGGUCCAAACAAACAGGUUCAAGUACAUGCUUGUUUACAGUACAUCUCGAGUUUGUUUACUGGUGUGUUAAACGUCCUUCAGUUUUCAUUAAUGGUGUUUUUUAUUGACUUCCUUCCAGUUGUUUAUGUCAUUGACAAGUAUUAAUAAUAAAGCUGAAUUUAGUCAGUUGGACAAGUUACUUACGGAGCUAACGUUAAAUCGUUGUCCUCUCCAGCUUAUUUGAAAGUAUCUGCAAGCUUUUUUUGUUUUUUGUUUUACAUAGUAAAUCCUCGCUGCAUUUAUAUUUGUCAGAUAUUGCACAGAACGUUACAACAAAUUCUUAGGAUUUUAGUUGGCUCGCUUUGCAGCGAUUGCAGUAUUUUCUCUGCGUGUAUUUUCUCUGUAAUGAUUCAAACAUCACACGUGUUUCUUGUUAAUAAUGUAAGGGAUGUGAUGCGAGACUUAUCUAACCAGCAACUAUGAAGCCUCCAUCUCGUCGCCGAACUGAACCAUCACGCUUCAGCCUAAAGAGCACUGAAGAAAAACCGACGGGGAGUGACAAACGGACUACUGUUAGAUCAUUCUGCAAAGGAUGGACUCGCAAAGAGCAACGAAGCUUUUUGCAAGCUUUGAAACGGCAAAAGAAUUUUGGAUCAGAAUUAGACCCGACUGAGCUUCAAAAGAAGGUGCCCCGGCGGUCUCUCCAGGAGAUUGAGGACCUGAUAAAACUGUUGAAGUCCAGUGUGGGGCAGAUGGUGUUUCAACAGGUCCACAGUCAGCUGAGAGAGGAGCGAAGGAAUAAAGUUCCAAUUGAGAUCUGGGGAGACCUGGUACAGAAAGUCACUGGAUCCCAUGAGAAGACAAUUUCCUCUCCCUUCUCACAGAUGCUUGUGAUCGCUGCCACAGAACCUUGUAGCCUGCUAAACUCCAUCCCUCCACAAGCCAUCGCCUUCCCAAAACCUACUCGUCCCAGUCAAAAGUCAAAGCCUACUGCACAGCUUUUUCCUUCCAUACCGUCUACUAUUCCUGUAGUAACAUUACCUACACAGAUGGACAAUAUCGCUCAGCCUUUUUCCUCAGACACAAGCUCAAAAAGCAGCUCAGCGUGCUUUUCACUUAUUCAGCCUGCCUGUAGUUCCAAUGCUGUGGAAAGGCAUGCUAAGAAAUCUCCGCCAAGUAGUUUACCUCAAGAGCCUAGCACAUCUAAAGAAGAAUCCUCACAUGUGAUGAUAAGCCAGAGCCAGCUAAAAUCAGAACCAGAGGCAGUAGCAUACAGUCUGAGUGCCAUGUCCAUCGAUUCAGCAUCGCCAUCAGUCUCCAUCCCAUCUAAUCAGGACAAUCCAGCUCAGUCACAAAUGUUGGAGCAAGAUUCUGAGCACAGACCCAGAGUCCUGAAGUGCAUUGUGAAUUUUGACAAGAUUUAUGAAUACUUAAGUGAUCCUGAGUCUAAAACAUGCCGUUCAGCUCUAACUUCAAUGGAGUGCGCAGUUCUGUUGGACCUGCUCAUGAGCCUACCUGAGGAGCUCCCCCUACUGGACUGCGAUCAACUUCAGCAUCAUCUGCUGCAGGUACACGGACAACUCACCAAACCAGCACAAAAUCCAGCCUCUUCAAAAACUAGCAAAAACAUUUCACCUGCUACUGUAGAUGAUUCUGCUGAGUUAAUAAAUCAAGAGACGACUACUCCUGAAUCCUCUUGUCCCCCUGAAGAACCCUCAGGUGACUCAUCUGUCACAGAACCAGCCAAAGAAAAAGACUGGGACUCAGUUGGCAUGCGUCCUCUCAAUCCUUUAAUGAUUCCAAUAGAUUUGUUAAAAAGACGUUCUGUGGAAUCUGGGAGUGAUACACCUAGCCUGUCUUAAUUUAUUUGAUUUUGACUUUCAGUUAUAAUGAGAGCAGUUUGUUUUGAGUUUAUUUUGAAGAAAAGUUUCGUUUUGACACGCUUUGGGUUUGUUUAAAUAAGCUGUUGUCAAAUAUGUUAUGCAUAAAUUAAAAUAAGUUUGAAUUACAAUGCAUUUAUUAUUUGUGCAUUGUCUUAUCCACAGGUCUCUGUGUAUUGGUUUUGGAAUUUUUGGCUGAAAAUGUUUUAGUUCGCCUUUAACAUUCUUCUUCAUCUUAAUGUUUUCUGAGCUGUAGUCAUAACAGAUCAUAUGUGACCUUUGGAUUUGUAUUGCGUGAGGUUAUAUAGUAAGUUGUUGGCAGGUCUGAAGUGGAUGUGCUAAUAGCUAUAGCAAUGUAACUCCAAACCAAACAGACCACCUGCAUUACAGCUGUUAUCAUCUCCUCUUAAUGAGAGGAAUAAAUUGUUCAUGCUUGUUUCUGUACACGUUACAGACUCAGCCCAGUGCGAAAGCAUGUGGCAAACAUUGCAUAAUAGGGUUGCACGCUAUGACCAGGUCAAAAAACUGAAUCACUUCAUGUGGUAGCAUUUACCUUGAGAACAGUAUGACUGUAUUUUGGGAGUUUUGUAAUAAAGCUUUCUUGUUC